AAGGUCGUCUGGGACGCGUUACACAAAGACAAAGUCCACUUCCAUGUUUAUAUCACGUAUGUUUUGAGAUUUGAGAUCCCCGCAGUGUCGUUUGUCACUUUAGAGUCGGAUUUCGACCAGGACGCAACAUGGCUACCCCGUCCAUUCUGAGUCCGCUGACUGUGGCCAUCGAGGAUGGUCUGGCCAACCUACCGGACAAUCCCAUCACCUCCUCUUUUGGGGAGCUGUGGACGAGCAUGAAUAACAACUACUCCAAAUUUCAAAUCGCAACUUGGGGAUCUCUGAUAGUUCACGAGUUUGUUUAUUUCGCGGCCUGCCUUCCUGCAUUUCUUUUCCAAUUCGUGCCGUUCAUGAGAAGAUUCAAGAUACAAGAUGAUAAACCAGAAGAUAAACAAAUGAAAUGUUUCCGCGUGCUGAUGUUCAACCAUUUCUGCAUCCAAAUGCCUCUCAUCUUCGGCACUUACAUUUUCACCGAGUUCUUCGAGAUUCCCUAUGAUUGGGCGACUUUUCCUAGAUGGUACAUCCUCGCCGCACAGGUGUUCGGGUGUGCUGUGAUCGAGGACACCUGGCACUACUUCCUUCAUCAAGCCCUCCACGAUAAACGCAUCUACAAGUACAUUCACAAGGUUCACCAUCACUACCAGGUCCCCUUUGGUAUGGUAGCAGAGUACGCCCACCCAGCUGAAACAAUGAUUCUCGGCAUGGGUUUCUUCAUUGGAAUAAUGGUCUUCUGUAACCACAUGGUACUCCUGUGGGCCUGGGUUAUCGUGAGGCUGUUCGAGACCAUUGACGUCCACAGUGGAUACGACAUCCCCUAUCUCAACAUCUUCCAUCUUAUUCCAUUUUAUGGCGGUGCGAAAUUCCACGACUUUCAUCACAUGAACUUCAAUGGCAACUACUCCUCCACGUUCACCUGGUGGGACAAGAUAUUUGGCACUGAUGCCCAGUACAAGGAGUACCAAAAGAAGCAGGCGGAAAAGGCUCAGAAAGCCGAAUAAAUGUGAUUAUGGACAAUUAGCCCAUUGAAAUAGGCUCCGAUGUGGCGAGAUGAUGCUGCUUUGAAUGUACAAAUCUGACGACUGAAGGAAUGAACCCUUCACUGGCAGCGAUUUGGCCGUUUCUACGCAGUUCUGUUUUGGUCCGAGAUGUACACAGUAGCCUGCCAGAUCGCCAAUACAUGUACUUAUGUAAGGCCUUUUUUCAGUGAAAUGACAUUGGCCCAAAACUAUAACAUUUUAAUUGACAACGACUGUUCAUUGACAGUCUACAGCUGUGAUAGUUCUAUAGACUCCGAUUGAAAUACUGAAUACCAAUGUCUUGUGAUGUGAUGUCUUUUGCGUUGACUACAAAUACUGAAGGAGAAUAGAACACUUUGUGGUAUCAGUUUACUUGAUUAGCCUAUGUGUGUCUGUGAAUAAAUCUUUAUCAACAUUGGAA
This is a messenger RNA of Lineus longissimus, 1437 nucleotides long. Its product is annotated as methylsterol monooxygenase 1-like. NCBI's taxonomy places the organism in Eukaryota, Metazoa, Nemertea, Pilidiophora, Heteronemertea, Lineidae. Bases 129 to 998 code for a protein of 289 amino acids. Gene Ontology annotation, molecular function: C-4 methylsterol oxidase activity; iron ion binding. The record is from RefSeq and is a predicted model, not a curated record. Gene Ontology annotation, biological process: sterol biosynthetic process. The transcript is spliced from 7 exons. Gene Ontology annotation, cellular component: endoplasmic reticulum membrane.